CUUUCAGGACCGUUGGAUUAAAACUACGUUUUAGAUCGUCUUAGAAAAAAAAAAAAAAAAAAAAAAAAGUGGUGGCUUCUCUGAUUUCUGAAAAUAAAAAACACGAUCCUUUUUCCAGAAAAGAAAUCCAGUUUUUCUUGAGGAAAUCACAGACGUUGAUAGAGUUGACAGAUUUGAAGAAAACGCCGGAGUUGAUAUCGAAAUAGAAAAUCGCCGGAGUUGAUAUCCGACCAGAAAAUUAAAAGAAAAUCUGAGAAGAAGGUAGAAGACGAUUUUGAGGUAGAAAAUGCCCAAGGUGAAGACAAACCGAGUCAAAUACCCAGAAGGCUGGGAAUUGAUUGAGCCAACUCUCCGUGAACUACAAGCAAAGAUGAGAGAAGCUGAGAAUAAUCCUCAUGAUGGUAAGAGAAAAUGCGAGGCAUUAUGGCCUAUAUUUAAAAUUGCACAUCAAAAGAGCCGUUAUAUUUUUGACCUUUACCAUCGGCGGAAGGAAAUAUCUAAGGAAUUGUACGAGUUCUGUAUGGACCAAGGUUAUGCUGAUCGCAAUUUAAUUGCAAAAUGGAAGAAGCCUGGCUAUGAACGUCUCUGCUGUUUAAGAUGCAUGCAGCCUCGGGAUCAUAACUUUGCGACGACAUGCGUCUGCCGGGUACCAAAACACUUGCGAGAGGAGAAGGUUAUAGAGUGUGUGCAUUGCGGUUGUAGGGGCUGUGCCAGUGGAGAUUGAUUGGACCUGUCCCUUUUCAUAGUGUAUAAAUGACUGGACAUCUUUGCUUAUUGUUGGUAUCAUGUAUUAUCAUUGGCAAUCUGUGGAAUUCUCAUCAUUUUGAAGCUCGUUCAUUGGUACUGGUUUUUUUUUUUUUUUUUGCCUCUUUCAAUUCCAGGGCCCAGUCAUAUUAAGUAUUGUACUUUACCUAUUUAUUCUUAUUUAAAAAUUUUAUUUGUCAUA
This is a messenger RNA of Ziziphus jujuba (common jujube), 946 nucleotides long. RefSeq names its product protein BUD31 homolog 2. The record is from RefSeq and is a predicted model, not a curated record. Lineage: Eukaryota; Viridiplantae; Streptophyta; Magnoliopsida; Rosales; Rhamnaceae. Gene Ontology annotation, biological process: mRNA splicing, via spliceosome. The transcript is spliced from 4 exons. The coding region runs from base 287 to 724 and encodes 145 amino acids. Gene Ontology annotation, cellular component: spliceosomal complex; nucleus.